Molecule: messenger RNA, 6277 nt
Organism: Gadus macrocephalus (Pacific cod)
Lineage: Eukaryota; Metazoa; Chordata; Actinopteri; Gadiformes; Gadidae
Gene: prdm2a
Product: PR domain containing 2, with ZNF domain a
Exons: 4
Coding region: 545-4795 (1416 amino acids)
Biological process (GO): regulation of transcription by RNA polymerase II
Cellular component (GO): nucleus
Molecular function (GO): DNA-binding transcription factor activity, RNA polymerase II-specific; RNA polymerase II transcription regulatory region sequence-specific DNA binding
Source: RefSeq, a predicted model, not a curated record
CUAGCCCCGUUGUAAAUUAAGGGAAGAGGAUACUGCUGCAAUCUGCACGAUCCAUACCAUCUGAACGACAGUUCUCCCUUCGAAUUAAAGUAUGUAGAUAGAAAAUUACAUUUGAUUUCGUUUUAGAAACGAUAGCGCUUUAACGACAGACCCUCGUUCACCAAUGUCAACCACGCUAACGCUAACUGCUGACCACCGAGAGCUAUCAGUCUAAUACUCCUAAUGCAAAAGUGUAGAUAGCAGCUGAUAUCCUUUAUGCUACGAGUGACACUGUUAUCUACGAUACGUGCCUGGUAUGACAAUACCGCCGCGUUAAUGGCUUUAAUUGGCACUGCUUGCUUAGAACACAACGGAGUGUGUUUCUCUGUGAAGGAUCCAGUUGAAGUGUGUUAUUAAAGUGGCGACGUGUGGGGAGAGUGUUUAGCAAUGGUGCAGGACGAGGGCGCGUCAUCACAGUAUAUAAACAUGCAGGUCCAUACAGCGUUGACUUUUAAAAUGGUCUGAAAAGUCUCGGUCACCUGUUGGUGUGUCCCAGCCUCCAGAGAUGAUGGAGGAUUCUCCCUGCUUAUACAUCUCGGUGUAUGAAGAUGAUGUAGAAUAUGCAGAGGAGGAGGAAGAGGAAGGAGAGGGUGACAUGGAAGGCAGUGAUCAAGAAGAAGUUACGGUGGAGACGGACAUGAGGCAGCCAUCCUCCCCUGAACUCUGUGAGAAUCAGGAUUCUAACUCUGACUGGGAUUCGUUUCCCUGUCCGCAUUGUGAGAGCUGUUUCAACAGCCAACAGGGCCUGGAGUGCCACAUCCGGAACCACACCCUGCCAUGUCAUGACCCAGACACAGACGAAUACGCUAACAGCAACGGCCCACUGGCUACAGACAUACAUCCCCAGGAACCAGACACUCAUCUGUCGGGAGUGGACUCGCUCCCAAGUUUGUCCAAACAAAACAAUGGCAGGCAUGAGCCUCCGACGUGGCGAGGGGAUGAUCAGGAAACUGAAGGGGCUCACGGGUGCGACCAUUGCGAGAAGGUCUUCAACACUCGCAUCAACAAGCGGAGGCACGAGCAACGGUUUCACAGACGGCGACCGCCGGUGGAGCAGGCUGACCAGACUCCUCUACUCCAGCAAGAAGCUCCGGACGGCGGUGCCGCCCCCGAUGACGGGCCGGAACCCGCCCAACAUCACGUGCUGGACACCUCCGGCGACGUCUCUGAGAACCUCAGCCUGUACGGCGACGGAAAGGUUGCGUCGACGAGCGCGAUGAGCGAUGGCGGGGGGGUCGAGGUGGCCGCCAGCUCGUCUGCGGUAGGCGGCACGGGGUCCCUUCUGCUGGACCCGGCGCAGACCAAUCAGGCGCCGAGUUCGGAGGUCGCGACGGGCCAAGACACGGCGGGUCCCUCGCUGGCGAAGAGGAGAACCGCGACGCCGCCUCUUCUACCUCAAAUCAAAUCUGAGCUGGGGUCGGAGGUCGUCGUGACCUCGUCCUCGUCGUCGUCGCUCGUCUCCUCUUUGAUGGAGAACCUCCUGCCUCAGAGGUUGCCCUCGUCGGCGGCCCACCGAGAGAGAACCAUAUUCCUGUCGCCCAAGUUGAAACGGCUGCUCGACGAGCAAGACGGCCUCAAGCCCACCCUCGCCCUCAUCACGGACGGUCAGAAGUUCAGCGCGCCCCUCUCGGUGUCCGUCGUCCCAGCGGGGAGCAUGAGGUACAGAAGAAGGACUGUUUCACCGGCCAAGCCGCCAGAGCCCAGAGCAUCAUCAUCCAAAGUGGAAGAGAAGGUUCCUGAGGCAGGAGAUGACGUCUCGACGGACACUGCCCAUACAGAGGUGCGGCAUGUCUCUGCGACACACGCGCUCGAAGGGAAGGACGACGCAACGGCUCCGGCCUUGGAGGAGAUGGAAGCGAGCUGUGUGGCCGAAGAGCGCUGGCCCCCACGAAGUGGUGGUAAUCCCUGUAAUCAACUGCCACUGGAUCUCUCGAACGCGGUUAAAAGAGGCGAGGAAGAGGCUCUUGCGGAGGCUGCGCUGGACUUGAGCUUGCAAAAACAAGACGCCCUGCACCCUGUGUCCAUUUCCGUUCCGCCUUUGAAGAAAAAGAAGCCAAACUGUAGCCUGUUGGAGCAGGCCAUGUUGAAUCAGUAUGCAAAAGCCACGGACACGGGAGAACAAAACAUAACUCUAGGGAACCCAGAGGCACCUUUAGUCACGAACUUUACCAUAGUUACAGGGUCAAGACCCGGUGAGCCUUCAUCAGAAAGCCUUGUGUAUGGCCUCACCUUGCCCCCUGUAUCACUUGACCCAUCACACACCUCUCUGCUUCCUGUGGCCUUGCAGCAGCCCUCCGCCUGCACCAUAGCGCUCUCGUCUUCAGCAGUUCACACUAUGUUACCGACCGCUCCCAACCUAAUCACAGUGUUGGCGUCCAUCGCUAACCCCUCGAACCAAGCACUCCAGGUUGUGGCGCCAAACAUGGCUCCUGAACCGUUGGUAGUCUGCAGGGAGGAUUCAUUGAAUCUGCCCGGCUGUGAUUUCAACUCUGCGUUUGCCAAUGCGGCAGGUCUCCUUACUCUUUCCCAGGCCUUUGAUCCGGCUCUGAAUAUGCCCGGACAUGUGUUUCUCACCGAUCCGAUCGCUCUCAACACGUCUGUGGUCGAUUCGGUUGGCGGGUCGGGGGUGACGUUCUCGCCCGCUGUCACCUUAACGGAUUCCCUGCUUAGCUCUUACAACAUCCCCAGCAACACCGUGUUGAUAGAAUGCACCAUAGCCCUCCAGUCCUCAGGGAAUAUGGUCCCGGCCACAAUGAAUCUACAGGAAACUAUGGCGGAGGCUCCAGCUGCCCCUCAGAUGAUUACAAAUCAGAUGAUGGAGCAGCAGCAGCAGCAGCAGCAGCAGCAGCAGCAGCAGCAGCAGGUUGUGUCCCUCCCUAGCCCCCAAACUGUCGACCUGGCUACUGUAGCACCGCCCUUAACGGAGUCCGUCACAGUGUCUGAGACCUCUCCGGUGGCACCUGUUAGUCCCACGUUAGGUGGUUCGUAUCCCGAGCCCGGGCCAGCUCCAUCGGAGGACGAGGAACGAGACCUGAAAGAGGGGGCAUACGUCGAGCAAGCCGCCCUCACCGUUGAAACUCCACAAGCCAAGACCCCGCCUCCCCCGGUCGAGGGAGAAGAGCCCUCGGACGACCCGCCCAGCGGAACAACGCCGCCGCCGCCGCAGACCUUCACCAAGAACUUUGUGUGCAACGUCUGCAAUAAGCUCUUCCAUUCGAUGAAGGAGCUGGGCCACCAUGUGGGCGACCACGCCGAAGAGUGGCCGUACAAAUGUGAGUUCUGCGUGCUGCUCUUCGACAAGCCCUCGGCCCUGCUGGAGCACCGGCUGGCUCUCCACGGCGUGGGCACCACGUACGUCUGCAGCGUCUGCUCCAAGGAGUUUGUGUACCUGAGCAACCUGAAGCACCACCAGGAGGAGCUGCACCCGGGUCGGCAGUGCUCCCACACCCAGGAGGAGAAGGGCAAGCUGAGGCCGCAGAACCGCAACUGCUCGACGAAGGUCGACGCCGUCACGUCGCCGGCCGCCGCCGCAGAAGAGUCGAAGAAAUCGGUGAAGAGAGAAGAGGGCGAAGCCGGCGCUGUGGGACCGCCGGUUCAGAUCACCGCCUCUGAGGACGGCGACGACGACGUCAGCGAAGUCAAAGGGCCAGACGUGCGUCUCGGCAUCAACCAGCACUACCCCAGCUUCAAGCCCCCGCCGUUCCCUUACCAUAACCGAUCGCCGGCCGGAUCCAUGGCCUCCGCCACCAACUUCACCACCCACAACAUCCCGCAGUCGUUCAGCACCGCCAUCCGCUGCACCAAGUGCGGCAAGAGCUUCGACAACCUGCCCGAGCUGCACAAGCACAUCCUGGCCUGCGCCAACGCCAGCGACAAGAAGCGCUACACGCCGAAAAAGAACCCCAUCCCCCUUCGGCACUUUGCCAAGGCCCAAAGCGGAGUGCUGUCCACCACCAACGCCACCAACGGGCUCAACGCGAGCCACAGGCCCAACCACCGCUCGAGGCAGAGCCAAGACCUUCCGGUGAAAAUUAAGCUGACGGCGCUCGACAAAAGGAAGAAGAGGUCGGUGCACAGGGCCGUCUCGCAGAGGAACAAGCCCCCGCCCGCCUCGGACAAGGCCCCGCCGCCGCCGCCGGCGCCGGCGGGCGCGGACGACGUGGAGAAGGAUGUCUUCGUCUGCCCGCACUGCAGCAGGGAGUUCACCAUGAGGCGCAGCAGGACCAAGCACAUGGCCGUCUGCCCCAAGAAACCCAAGGAGGUGAAGAAGCGCAAGGACGCCGCGGUGUCGCUCACCAAGGAGAACAACGGCCAGCUGCUCAGAGGAGGAGGCGCCGCCGCCGACCCCCUGGAGGAGAGGCGCCAGUCUCCGCCCGCCGCCCAGAAGGUCCCGGGGGGGCGGGUCUACGCCUCGACCCCCGCCGCCAAGAGGCCGGCCAUCCUGCCGGUGCAGGCGGUGCUGUCCCACAAGCGGAGCAAGAUCAUCAUCAAGGAGAGCGUCCAGCAUCAGAAACGGGACGAGUCGGCGCUGAGCGACCUCCCCGUCGUACGCACCUUCAACCCCGCCAUGAGGCAGUACGGCAGGGCGCAGCCGGGGGCCAAGGACGGCGUCAAGACCCCCCUCAAGAUCACUCUGGUGAGGCCGCAGGGGGAGCCAGAGGAGCCCUCGCCCGUCCCCGGCCAAGGAGGAGCACAGACUGCUGCUGCUUCUUCAAACCAUGAAUUGGGGACUGACCAACAGAGCCCCGCUGUGUGAACCCCUCCCAUUCAUCUUCUCCGUCGGAAAGGCAGGGAGUACCGCCGAGAGAGCAGAUGUGGCCUGUGGAGCAACAGAACACGUCCUACUGUACAGUAAUGUUCUUGAGACUGUCCCCACUGGAAUGGGUGGCUGCAGGAGCCAGUGGAACCGAACAAUGGAGAUGAGCGAGCCCUUUGCAUGGGUCUGUUUUGGUUCUGGAUUUCUUUCGUCGUCUACCGGUUUGUAGACGAUCAAAUCAUUUCAUUGACUCUUUGCCCCCCGCUUAUGUUCUGAUGUGCACUUUGAGACCUGGAUCAGUGACUGCAAUGCGGAGUGUAAAAAAGCUCGGAGAGCAGACCUCACCUUAACAUUUUACCAGUGGAUAUGGAAUAGAUUAUAUUGAACAUACUACUGGAAUAAUAUGUAUUAAUGUGCCACAGUUGCACCUUCACUUCUUUAAAUGUGGCCUUCUCUUUAGGUUUUCAAUGCCCGCUGCAUGCCGCAAGGUCACUGAACAGAUUUUAGUGAUGUUAUGGUGGUUUCUAUGAAUGCCAUCAGACUCAAAAGGAUAAUGAAGAGAAAUUCAGGGCAAUUUAACCUGCAAGCACGUGUAAAAUAUAUACUUGCUGUCCCAUUAAUUUAUGUUUUUAUUUUAUUUUUUCAUCAUUGUACAAUCAAGGUUACUUUGAUUUGCUUGUGUGUGUGUGGGCGAGUGUGCAGCAAUAUGAUCUGUAAGAAAUCAUGUUUUUCUUAUGGGAGAUAUUUCGAUCGAGUGCAAUGCUCCUGAGUUACCAUCAUCAAUGUUUGUCAAUAUACAGAGUUGUCUGGAAUAAGAUGAAGUCUAUAUUUGCUUUGCAGUUGUGAGCUUAUUACUGAAGGUUUUAAUACUGUGCUUAACUGUGAGAGCCUGAACUCGGAGCUGUGGCUGGGUUGGUCUGCUUGUGAAUGCCGCGAGUCAGCUGGAGAGAACAUACUGCUGUAUACCAACAGCAGCCUCAUUUGAAGUCUUACUUUUGCACAUUUGAAACAGAUUGGAAUGAAAAUGGGUAUUUCAAUGGUCUGUUUCUUGGGCGAGGAUGUUUGUUUUCUCUGUAAAAUUCAUUGUGGCUUUCAUAGUCUGUAAAAAGUGAGAUUUUUUUGGUUUGUCAGGGUGCAUAUGAUGCUUUGACGUUGAGAUGCAGUGUAUGUGUCGUAUGUGAUCCACACGUAACUGGCUGGAAUGGUCACUAUACAGGGUAGACUUAAUUUGGUUCAUUAAUUUAUAAGUGCUCUGUAUUUAAUUGAUAUUUUCAGAUAUUGCUGGUAAUAAGUUCAGAAAAAUGUUCCUCUAUGAUGUACAGGCUGGAUUAGAAUGUUAUUUUACUGUGAAAAGUGCUUUUAUCAUUUAAAUGUGUACAAUUAAUUAUGCAUAUUUAUUAAUUUAAAUUUAUGUUGGCCUGAUUCCUCUAUGAUUUGCACUAAUGUUUCCAUAAGUGUUCAAAAUUAAAAGGAGAAUGUUUA